Messenger RNA from Ectocarpus sp. CCAP 1310/34, 999 nucleotides. The record is from the annotation of a GenBank genome assembly. Lineage: Eukaryota; Phaeophyceae; Ectocarpales; Ectocarpaceae.
AUGGCGAGGGGAUGCACCCUUGCCGUCGCGGUGGCGGCGCUCUCGGCCACCGCCUCCCCGGGAAAUGCUUUCCUGGCCCCGCCGGCGCUGCCCUCCUCCUCGGUGUCGUCGCGGUUCGCCCCCUCCCGGGCCGUUGCCGGCGGCGAGUCGCUCCCGCAGCAGCAGCAACAGCAGCGGUCACAGGCGGGGGCGUUGCAGAUGGUCGCGCAGCCCCCCGUCAAGCCCCAAAAGCUGGAUAAGAUCAACCUUCUGAAGCAGAACUCGGAGGCGUUGCGCGAACCCCUGCGCAGCCAGAUGCAGACGGAGGAGAUAUCGAUCAGCCACGACGCGUACCAGAUCCUCAAGUUCCACGGGAGCUACAUGCAGGACGACCGCAGCCUCAGGAAGAAGGGGAAGGAAAAGGUGGGAGGGGUUGACGCCUACUCGUUCAUGCUCCGGCUCAAGAUGCCGGCCGGCGUGUGCUCCCCCGAGCUCUACACCCUGCUUGACGAUCUCUCGCGAGAGUACGGGCACGGGCACCUCAGGCUGACGACGCGACAGACGUUCCAGCUGCACGGUGUGGCCAAGCACAAUCUCAAGACGGUCAUCAAGAGCAUCAUGCAGGUCGGGUCGAGCACGGUGGGAGGGUGCGGAGACGUGAACCGUAACAUCAUGUGCACUCCCGCGCCUAUCGUUAACCGCCCGGAAUACGUCUACGCGCGGCAGUACACGAAGAUCUUGGCGGAGCUCCUCCGCCCCUUGUCCUCGGCCUUUACGGAGCUGUGGCUAGAUGGCGAGAAGGCGGCCACGGUGGAGUGGCGCGACGACGUGGACGACGCCCUCAAGGGAGCGGACGUGGAUCAGGAGAUGGUGAAGGACAACGGACGCGGGAUCGUGCUCAACCACCCGGUGGAGCCGCUCUAUGGCGACAUCUACAUGCCUCGUGAGUUUGUGUGUGUUUAUGUUGCCGAUGCUGUAGUGUUGGGUGGGGAGGGGGAGGGAGGGGGGGUGUACUCAUAG